CCAGCCAGGCCGGAAGCUCCAGUCCCACUGGCCUCUGCUUUCAUAGACUGAGGCAGCAGACUACAGCACAGCCUCAGAUGGAAAUAUUGUAGGAUUUCAUUCUAGCCACAUGGUUAAUCUCAGAUUUUGAUUUUAAAUGGGCGUCGCACUUGCACCUUCUCUCUCAGAGUUUUGUGAUUUUAUAAUUUAUUGUUAUGCAAGGAUUUAACACACCAAAAAGAUGAUCGAGGGCUGCGCUUUUGGCUGGAGAAGCCUGCGAUCGACUGAAUGCAACACAUAGAUUCGAAGGGAAGGAUUAUUUUAUGGGUUGCAUCUGAUUUUCCUGACCUACCCUAUCCGGAUUUCGGAUUAUUUAACAUUCCUCGGAAUGGAAGGACGGGAUUUCGCUGCUCCGGCGCACCUUCUUUCAGAGCGGGGCGCUCUGGUACACCGAGCCGCCUCUCGGAUCGCUCCCUCGGGCCACAGCUCUGUGCAGCAUGCCGGUCACUUCCCGCCGGGGAAAUACUACCCUUCACACAUACCAAUGGCUCCUCAUUCAGGCAGUGGAUUGAUGGGGAAUUCUUCCGCCUCCUUCAUGGGGACCUUUCUGGCCAGCAGUCUGGGUUCCCCUCCUUCCCACCCGCCUCACCCAUCCCGGCCACCCUCCUCACCCUCUUCACCCUCCUUCCGAGCCGGACCCCAUUCAAGCGCCUCACAAAUCUGGUUUCCCCAUUCACAUGAAGGUCCGGGAUAUCCUCGAUUCUCAGGAAGUCUGGCCCAUACUUUCCUUCCAAUGAGCCACUUGGACCACCAUGCCAACAGUGGAGUUCUUUAUGGGCAGCACCGUUUCUAUGAUACACAAAAAGAGAACUUCUAUCUGCGGGGUCUCCCUUCCCAGCCACCUCUCAUUUCAGCCAAUCACAGUCUGCCACCAAUGUCCAGGGCAGGUUCAGGACACCCUCAGGGGUCCUGCAGUCGAGACAGAGAUCCAGGAAUGGGGUCAGGUAUCCAUAAGGGUCUCAAAGAGGGAUCUGUGGAAAGGGGAGUGGUACCUGUCAAGGACAAAGAGAGGUCCAGCAGCAAACAAGAAGUAAAAGAACGACAGCAACAGCAGCAGCAUCAUAACCACCAGACAUCCCAGACCACACACCAUCACCAUUCCCACACCCAUCAGCAGCACCCUCACUAUUCGCAGCACCCGCUUCCCCUGGAGGAGGUCAAUAGUCGGGCCCUGGAAAGGCACAAGGUAUCACUCACAAUGGAUUACAACAAGGAGCACCCUCAGAGUAUAAGCAAGCCUCUUAGUGCCUGCUUGCACAAUGGCAAGAUACAGAAUGGAGAUGCAGGAACUGCAACAGCGGCAAAGGUCUCCAUGUCCAGCUGUGGUGGGGAGGGUACAACCCUCCGUGCUAUGGGGGGUGGGGGGGCCAGCCAGGGCAGACAUAUGGCGUCUAGUGGCAGUGGUCGCUGCACCAAAGAAGGGGUAAGUGGGGAAAUGAGGAUCAGUGAACAACCUUCAGACUGUCUGGAAAGGGGUCAGGCACCACUUCACCACUCUCUGCCCUACUCUGUACCCCCACCCUUACACAUGGGCUCUGCUACCGGAGGUGCACACCCUCAUCCCCAUCCUCAUGCUCAUCCUCAUACGCAUCCACAUCCAGGAGGCUUCCACUGCCUUCAGCUCCACCCCAGCCAUCCACACCACCCACAUCAUCCCCACCAUACACACCACCAUCCGGACUUUUUCUGCCCACCCCCACCUGCUCCUCUAGCCAAUCCUGCCUCACAAGAGAGGGGCCCCGUCAAUGUAGGGCGAGAGCCUAAAGUCACAGGGCCGACAUUUGUGCCAUCUGUGGCAGACCUAGGGGACAAAUCUAGUGGGCCAUUCCAGCUUGGCAACCCUGACUGCCAGGGUGUGGAUAGUGGAGGAGGAGGUAGUAAUGCCAAAGACAAAGCAUUAGAAAAGAAUGGUGGUGGGCACCAUAGUAGUUGGCAGAGAAAGCAGCAGCAGCAACAACAACAGCAGCAGCAGCAGCACCCAUACAGAAAAACAGAGAAAGCUCCAGACUGGAUGCAGUCCCACCACCAACACGUUCAACCCUCACAACUUCCACCGCCUUCCCAACAACAACAACAACAGACGCCACAUUCUCAACAGCAGCACCAAGUUGUACGAUCACGCAGUGCUGAGUGUAUAAACAGUGGUGUGGACAUGGAUGUGUUCAGAUCCUCACUUCCCCAAGGACCUAAGACAGGACACACCAUCCCUCAUUCUGUAAACACUUCUCCUUACAGAGACUGUUCCCAUCAAGGACCCCCGCCUAACUCCUCCCCACUUGGAAAUAAAAACAUGGGCCAACAUAAUGGGACUGCAGCAGCCCAUGGUCCUGGAGGUAGCUGCUCCUUACAGAGAGAUGGCCAAAAGGUAGCCAGGAUUCGCCACCAGCAGCAUGGCCGACCUGGCGCAGAUGCUCCUUCUCCAGCUGAGUUAAACCAGAGUUCUAGUCAAGAGCUUAAAAGAAAGAUGGACAUGUCACCAUAUGGUUACGGCAACAGCAGUGGACAACACCACCACCAGCAGCCCCCAGUGCCACCCUGGGCUAUGAGGCCACCCCAUCACAUGUCACAACCUGAGGAGGAGCAGAGGAAGUCCUACAUGGAGCUAGGGAGCACUGGUGGGCAACAUUCACAGCAGCAACAACAGCCAGGAAUGAACCUGCCUCCCCCCCAGCCUCCCUCUGCACCACCCCUCAGUCAGCAACAGCAGCCACAGCAGCAACCUGAUCCCCAAGGUCCAACUCAGGGUGAGAGCAGUGCCAUGAAAAACCUACUAAAGUACAGCAACCAGCAACAGCCACUGCUCCUCUCUCAGAAAAGCCCGUUUGGGGGUCUGGGAAGUCUUAAAUCAGGUCUGUCGGGGGGUAGCUGUGCCCUGCAGGGCAACAAACAGACUUUACCUUCCAGAAAGGGCCCAACCAAUGACAGUGAGCGCACUGAUUACAGUGGGCGAGGCCGGGAAUUGGGGGACACAAGUCACGGGGAAAGUGAGGUGCGGCAGCCACCGGUGGGAAUUGCAGUGGCAGUGGCCAGACAAAGGGACCCUCCAUGUCGGUCAGCAGACAGUCACCACAGCCGGCAGGGAAGGGUACAUCCCUCUGUGAAAGGACCACCCCGCUCCAUGUAUCCCUCAGAUCCCGCUGAGGAGGAGAGGAAGCGAAUGAGUGAGGACCAAAUAGGCCUCCCUUGUCUGGACAGAGAGAGAGAUGCAUAUAUCAGGGAAAAUAAAGAAAGGGUGGAGUUUGCAAGGAUCCACCCCUCCAACAGCUGUCACGGAGACCUCACCUCUCAUCUCAUGGUCCCUGGUGGGGCUUCUCUCCAGUCUGGGCAGUUAGGAGAUCCUGCUGCACAUUCUGCUCACCACCAUUGGAUGCCAAGAACUGGAAGUCCAUCCCUCUGGAUGACAGGACACUCUUACGCAGGUAUAGGUCAUACAACACUGCACCAGAAUCUGCCCCCUGGUUUCUCUGCUGCCAUGCCAGGCCCCCUGCAGCCAGUUCUUCCUCUGCCUCAGGAUCCCUCUGCUCAGCUGGUGGUCCUGCCCUCUGAGCCUCCCAGCCAUCCUGCAACCCAUCACCUGGAUGUGAUGGAGCAGCAAGGGCUGUGGCCCCCUGUGUACGGCGCCCGGGGCCCACCCUCCCACAUGCAGCAUCCUGCUGUGUACUCCAGAUCUCAGUUUCUACGGCAACAGGAGCUAUACGCUCUCCAGCAGCAUCAACAGCUCCAGCAUCAGCACCAGAGUCACCAGUCGCAACAACCACAGCUACAGCCUCAACCUCAGCAGCAGCAGCAGCAGCCGCACAGAGCUGCACACAGCAUGCAACACCAAGCCAAUCACAAUGCACAGGCACAGAAGAGACCAGACGAGCCUUCAGAUGAACUAGAGGAGCUAAUUUCAGAGCCAAGAACGUCCAAACCUGCCAAAGCCUAUUCUUACAACCCUCCACAGAGGAACGCCUCACCCCCUGGGGCCUGCGCCACUCACCUGUCCCCUUGUUACCAAUCCCCCUCACUGCGCCAGCACCCUAGAAGCACUCCCUCAACACCUUGUCCUGCUCCCAGCCCUGUUGCAGCAGCCCCUCAUUCUCCUGCCAUCAGUCCUGCCCCACCUCAAUUGCUCAAGGGGGGUGAAUCCCAGGAAAAGAGAGGCGAGGGACAGCCCCCACAAGAUUACCCAGAGUCUCUGGAGCCUGACUUACCUCCUGGAUACACCUACCCUGCUAUAGCCAUGGGCUACAGGAGCGGACCUUCCACACAGGAUGUUCGACUGGCUGAGCCAGCUGACCUGGAAGCAGUCCAACCUGCUGGGCAUGCUCCUCAUUCCCUUGCCAGCCUUGGGGAGGAGUUAGACUGCCAAGUGGUGGUCAUGCCCCUCCCAGAGACACUCCCACUCAAGGAAGUGGUGCCCGAAGAAGAGGAAAGAGUGGUUGAAAGGGUUCUGGAACAGAGGGAGGAAGCAGAGGUUGUAGCAGUGACGGCGGCCAAUUAUGUGCCUAGUGAACAGGAGGCAGAUGAACAGGGUUCAGCUGAAGAAGAUGUACUGGUUUGCCCCCCUACUGAGAGUCCAGUGUGCAAGACAGCUUCCUGUCCAGUUCCCCUUUCAACAGAAGAACCAGACAGGCCAGCGGUCAUUACUUUGGAGGAGGAAGAAGAUGACAAGGCAGUGUGUGGGGAAAAUCAGGUGGCGCAUGAUCAAAAGGUCAACAUGCCUGGGGAGCAGGAGCCAGAGAUGCCUGCCAUCAUUGAGCUUGACCCAACUUCCCCUGCUCCUGCUGAGCCGCAGUGCCCACCCCUAGUGGGAGCAAAGGACAGUGAGCAGCAGCAUGAGAACAAGAUGACCCCUGAUGAUGCCUCAGUGGAUUUUGCUUUUGCAUGCAGCUCAGGCGAAGAAACUGUUGCUGUGCCCCAGAAACCUCUCGUGCCCUGUUACUGGAGCCUGGAGCUGCUGAUUGCUGCUGCUUUUUGCACAGAUGUACCCCCCUUUCCUUUGUUCCCUUAUAGCACCCCAUCAGCUACACCAUCACAGUGCACCCCCAACCAGGGUAUGGAGCUUCUGAGUGAGCUGGCAGAUCUGGAGCUGCAGCAGCAAAAGCGGACAUGUGGGAAAAGUCAGGAAGAGGAGCUGCUCAUGUUCGAUCUCCAAAGUCUUGCUACUUUGGCUACAGCCCGUGCCUUGGAAUUAGGAUCCCAAGAAGUCAGCAGUAUGGGCCCUGGGCGACACUACCCAGCUCGCAGGAUCCUGAAUUUACGUAGAAAGUGCAGCUGGGCACCUCGCAAUGAGCCAGUGUGCCCUGCCAAAGUUAGCAUGGAAACAAUGGAUGGUCCUGAGCUUGCAAUGCGUGUAAAGUUGGCUGAGAUACAGCGUCACUACAAAGAAAAGCAAAAGGAGCUGGUCAAACUUCAGAGGAAGCAUGAUCAUCAGAAGGAAGAAACUCCCCGCAGCCCAGCACGUCGAGGGCCAGGGCGGCCGAGGAAGCGGAAGCCCACCCUCAGCACAGGUCCAGUGUCCUCAGCUGAAGGCCAAAGAAAAGUCAAGUCGAUGGGGGUGGGGCUUGGUUUGUCGCCUGAGGACCUCGGAGGGGUCGGAGGCAGUCAGAGAAGGAAGAAGAGGCUGUCCAGUCGAGGCUUUGAGCGACUCAGCAGCACACAGCAGAUAAAAGGACAGGGCUGCAGAAAAAGCAGUCUUCACAGUGUGCUCAGCUCCAAGCUGGCGGCUGAUGUGGCACAGCUCAAACAGAAGGCCCAGGUUAAAAAGAAUAUCUCAGGAACGGGCUCCAGAGACAAGGAAGUAUCCCCCUGCAACUCCAACUCCAAGCAUGGACACAGAGGCCAGGGUACAGUCAAAGCUGAGUCCUGGCGAGAGUCUGGAGGACAAAGUGAUACAGCAGCUAGUGUGGACAGUGUCCCCCAAGAAAGCUGGGGUGUCCCAGUGCGUCAUGGAUCUAAAAAAGGAUCCGCCACCCUUGCACAGGGCUCCUCCCACCUGAGCCAGUCAAGAGGAAAACUUGCCCAUUGCCAAAGACAAGAAAAAAUGGAGGAGGAAGAGAGCUCUUCUGCAGAGAGUGACUCCUCUGACCAAGAAGAUGAAGAAGCGGAAGUAAGUUAUGAGACUGAUGAAGGCCAAGAUUACAGAGCCCGACUCCCCAGAGACAUCACUUCUUGCUCCUCCAAGACAGGCCCCAGUCCCUCAUCUGUCGUUAAACUGGAGGCCAACCAGAAAGCCAGAAACAAAAAGCAGAGACAGGAGCUUUAUGGCUUUCAGAGUCUGUCUGGAGCAGAGGGGGAAGUCAAAGUAAGGAAGAAGCCCACCUGUAGGCUGAGCAUGGCCACUGCAGUCAAAAGCCACCAAGACCAACGGCCUGAGGGAGUUCGAAGAACAUGUGGACCUAGGCCUAAGGAACCCAGGUGGGGCAGCCUUGGGACAAGAGGCAGUCGCUACAGGAGGAGCAUGGGACUGGUCACGUUCCCCACCACCAGUGAGAGGUUGAAGAGGGCGACACGCAAGAACACCAUGCUAAGAGGAACAAUCAAUAAGAGAAAACACUGCUGGUCAGUCGGAGCCCCAACUUCACAGGAUGAGGAGGGGAGCAGGGGACGAAGAAGCAAGGACCAACAGUCAAAAGGACGAGCAGUAAGUCGUCUGCUGGAGAGUUUUGCAGCUGAUGAGGGCUUUCAGAUGGAUGGUAGCAGCUUUUCAGAAGAGGAGGAGGACAGCAGCCAUUCACGCAAUAAAAAAUGCUCUGAAGUUCCUAACUGUGUCCUGACCAAAGAACUCCUAACUGAUGGACUGAAGGUGCUGAUCUCCAAGGAGGAUGAGCUUCUAUAUGCUGCCAGGGUCCACACUCUGGAGAUCCCAGACAUCUUUAACAUUGUUAUUGACGGUGAAAGAGGAAACCGACCAAGAAUCUAUUCAUUGGAGCAACUGCUACAGGAGGCUGUCCUCGAUAUACGUCCAGAGUCUGAGGCUAUGCUCGGUGAAGGGACCAGGGUGUGUGCUUACUGGAGUGAGCGUUCACGCUGCUUAUACCCUGGAUAUGUUCGCAGAGGUGGUUCAUCUGAUGAGGGGAAACAGGGUGGAGUGAUGGUUGAGUUUGAUGAUGGAGACAGAGGGAAGAUUUCUCUCCAGAACAUCCGGCUCCUGCCUCCAGGAUACCAGAUUAGCUGUGGGGAGUCAGCUCCCACCCUGCAGGUACCCAGUGGAACAGCAGCCAAGAGAAUUUCCAGCCUGGAGCAGGCCCCCAUCAGUGACAGGCCCUCUGACAGACUCAGCUCCACCAAUACUGCAUCCAACACCCAAAGCCUAACGGUUACAAAAAGAAGACCAGGGAGACCAAAAGGCUCUGGAAAAAAACAAAAGCAACACCAGGUUGAAAAUCCUCCACCUUUCCUUGGUUGGAGCACACUAGCUAACACCCGGAAGAGAACAUCUGAAAACCUGUUUCAGUUCAAUGGAUCACCCAGGAAGGCUAUGAGAGGGAAGGAGGAUGCCUUGUUCUCCUUGCCUCAUACCCAGCCGCUGACCUCUCUCCCAACUAAAGGCCUUUUCAGCAGCAGUUCCUUUGAGGUGGACUCUUUUAGAAGCAUUGCAAAUGGAUAUUCCUCCUUCUGUACUCAGUCCACAGGAACAGGUUCAGGUUUAUUGCUGGGUGCCAGAAGUGGACUGUACAGUGAGAAGCGUAGGCAAGAUGAGUUGGUUGCACCAAGGAGUAGGAAGUCUGGACAAGAGUUCUUGGUCAAAUUGGAUCAUGAAGGAGUGACCUCCCCCAAGACAAAGAACAGCAAGGCUCUGCUUUUGCGAGGCGGAUCUUCCAGUGUGAGUGGUAUGCCCAGGACAGAGGCAUACUCUCAUCCAGUCCUGCUAGUUAAAGACAAUAAAAAAGGUGGUGCCUCCAGGGUGGAGCUUCUCCUGAAGGGAGCCACACAACAAAGAAAGCCUGCCCCUUCCCUACGACUGGAGGAAUAUGGAGACUUGGGCUUUAGCUCUCACAGAGAGUGUCACAGUUCUUAUUCUGAUCUGGAUGAUGAAGAAGAAGAGGAAGAGAGGAGGAGGGCUGCAUUGGCUGCAGCCACAGGAGGACUCAGAACGGCUGGCCGUUUUCUUUCUCGCCUUUCUGUCUCCUCCUCCUCUUCUGGUUCUUCGAGCUCCUCCUCUUCAGGCUCUCUCUCAAGUUCCAGUCUGUGUUCAUCUGACAAUGAUUCAUCUUACAGCUCAGAAGAUGAGGACAGUUCAGCACUGAUGCUGCAGAGUUGUCUGUCCUCCCACCAGGGGCUUUUGCAACCGUCUGAACCCUCUACUUCCUCAAGGUCUCGACAGCACUCUUUUGUUGCCAAAGCUGUGGCUGUUUCCAAUGCCAAAGGAGGCCCUCCUGACCUGAUCUCCAACAGCAAAUCCUUGAAGAGAAAAGAAUGCAUGACCUCCACCUCUAAGCUAACAAAGGAAUUUGUGAAGAAACCUAGAAUGCUUUCAGAUGAAACUUCUUUUAUUCCAAGGCCCAAGAUGUCCGCUUUUCUGGCAGGCCGACCAAUGUGGAGAUGGUCAGGGAACCCUACACAGAGGCGAGGCCUCAAGGGUAAGGCACGGAAGCUUUUCUACAAGUCCAUUGUGCGAGGCAGAGACACAGUGAGAGUUGGAGAUUGUGCUGUAUUUCUCUCAGCUGGGCGCCCUAACCUCCCAUAUGUAGGUCAAAUUGAGAAUUUCUGGGAAUCCUGGACUUCCAGAAUGGUAGUCAAAGUCAAAUGGUUUUACCACCCAGAGGAGACUAAACUUGGCAAGAGGCAUCGAGAUGGCAAGCAUGCCCUUUACCAGUCAUGUCAUGAGGAUGAGAAUGAUGUCCAGACAAUCUCUCAUAAGUGCCAGGUGGUGAGCAGGGAGGAGUAUGAGUGUCUGACUCGUAAUCAGAAGCCGAACAGUACCUCUCCUGACCUCUACUACCUGGCUGGGACGUAUGACCCCACCACUGGUCAGCUGGUCACUGUUGAAGGGGUCUCCGUCAUGUGUUGAACCUACAUAAGGACACUACUGAAGGACUUCUUUGGAAAGUUCAUGACUUCAUCCAUGAGACCAGUUAGCAUUAAUAUCGGCACGAAAGCAGGGCUGAGAUUACACACUGGAGUAUUUUGGCAUCAAAAUCUUUGUGGACGCAAAGCGGAUGUCCAUAACUAGUUGAUCCUUUCAUGGAUAAGAGCAGAAAGUGUGGGUUUUCCUGGGCAUUGCAGAUUUAAACAAGUGGUGUUUCAAAUAUCUAAUUAAUCCAUUUUUAUAAGAUCUGUGAUUGACAGCUUCACAACUGGUUUUAAAAUUCAUUCUUCCAGCUCCAAACACCACAGAAGAAGAGCUGGGAUUGCAUUGGACUGUGCAAAUUAACAUGAGGCUCAAUUUUCACCGUGGACCAAUUCUUUAAAAGAUAGCCUUAUCUGAGCGAAUGGAAAACGAACAGUGAAUCAGCGGACUCUCUCUACGCCUUUUCAUUCCAGGGAAGUUGAAAAUAUGUAAGGGGUGUAAAGUUAAAAUUGUCUGUAAAUAUUUUGAAUUUUUUCCUAAUCAAGCCAUACACUUCAGUACCUCUCACCUGUCUUAACUGUUCAGGUGUACAUUCUACAGUUUCAGUUAUUGUAUUGUUGUUUGUUGUCUAUAUGUACAUAAAAGCUAUUUUAUAUAGGAGUUUAUUGUAUAUAUGAAAUGUAUCUUUCCAUGUUUGCAAUUGAUUUAUUUUUAUAUGGGUGUAGACUACAUUGCAUUGUGUUGUUUUGUUUGGUUUUCCUUUGCUUUGUUUUGGGUGGGGGGGUCAAAAAUGGAGAGGUUAGUGUUGCACUGCAUAUGCCCUGCUGAGACCAACAGAGCACAGACAAAGAAGGAUUUAGUCUAUAACAGGAGAGGACAGACUUUCUGAGAGAGAGGGGUCAUCCUGUUUAAAAAUUAAAUAGGUCAAGUUGCUUUUUGUAAAAUUGUUCUGUUACUUCACAUUUCUGUUGGCUUAUUUUUAUUUAUGUAUCUCUUGUCAUCAUUAUCAUCAUCAUCAUCAUCAUCGCAAGGCAGAUCCCACUGCACUGCAGUCACGGGUCAAAAAAAAAAAAAAAAAAGAGAGUACCAUUGUGACACAAUAUUUGUGUGUGAUUGGUGUCCUGGCAUCACUAUAAUCAUGUCCACACAAAUAAAUUUAGAACAAGAGUCUUUUAAUGAAAAUGUGUUUGUUGUGCAUUGCUCUCACCAGUGCAUAAUUUAGCACAUUAUGGCCUACAAAAUACCAAAGUGUCUUUAAUAUCUUUAUUUCCUUUAUUUAAAAUUUCUUAAGCACCUGUACUGAACUCUGAUCAGAAAUCACUGGUAACUUAUUAAAUAUGUGUCCUCCACUAUGUGCAUAUAUAUUGACUCUGCAUUGUGACAAUGGUUUCUUGCACAUGUACCAGCAGAUUUGUUAAGUACUAAAAUAUGCACCAAAAUGCCACCUGGAGAUGUGACUGAAAGUCAAGGUACUGACAAAAAUGAGAUGUUGAGUACUGACAAUUUAUUGAAAUGAAUUAUUUUAGUUUAAUUUGUCAUCUGUGACUGUUUUGUACAGUACGAACAUACUCAAUGCUAACUGUGAAGGACAAUCAGAUUCACAAAGCAAUGGACAGAGUAGGUUGACUCGAUCGGAAAAUUACUUAAGUUUAUUUAAUUUGUGCCAAGUAAAUUUUCUCUAUUUUGUGUUGUUUGUUAUGCAAUCCUGUUCUUGUUUUUGUUUUUUUGUUCACAAAGUUUUAUUUUGUUUGCCAACGUUUUAUUUAUUGUCAAUGUUGCUGUUCCUUCAUGCCAAGAGCGCUUUAUGAGAAUGUGACAUUUUUUUUCUUGGUGUGAUGUCGCAUUUGCAUUUCUUAAAUAAAACUGGUCUUGUAGAGGCCAUCUAGUGAAAAGAAAUAAAGCAACACUGGAGUCUUCUCAUCCACAAA
Molecule: messenger RNA, 10965 nt
Organism: Melanotaenia boesemani (Boeseman's rainbowfish)
Lineage: Eukaryota; Metazoa; Chordata; Actinopteri; Atheriniformes; Melanotaeniidae
Product: BAH and coiled-coil domain-containing protein 1
Exons: 29
Coding region: 368-9037 (2889 amino acids)
Molecular function (GO): chromatin binding
Source: RefSeq, a predicted model, not a curated record